AAUAGACCGGGUUUGGGUCCGGCCCAAGGCAUACACAACCAAAACGCCCUCGGCGCACGUUAGCGGUCAUCCCCGUUGUUUCUGGGUCCUUCCAUCGUUCCUCGACGCCCUUUAUCUUUCUCGCCUUCGCUUGGAGUCACACAAUCAACAAUCCCCUCAACGCAUCCCUCUGGCCGCGCGGCUUCUUCCUGUCUGUGUUCGUACCUGCGGAUUUGCCAGAUCUCCUCGAAACUGUGAUCGAUUUCGGCGUUUUUGAUCGAUUAAACCGGUUUCUCGACAUGUUUUAUAUCGAUUGAGGUAUUUACACUCCGAUUUCAUUCUAAAUUUAUUAUUUUUCACGAUUUCCGUGUCUGCUUGUUUGAUUUUACAGCCAAUGUUCCUUUUAUCAUCAUCCGGUUCUCCAAUCUGAUAUUUUUUCACGGUACCAGGUUUUCAGCAAUCUGUAGUCAUAUUGUUGCAUCUGAAGAAAAAUGGCGAGAUAUGCAAGUGAAGAACACGAGGGAUUGGACUAUCUGGAACUGCGGAAAAGGCUAAAAGAAGAAAUUAGAAAUAACAUGAAGAAGGAGUCGGGAACUGCUACUGGCUCACGCAAUAUCAAGAGUUCUUCAUCCAAGGAUAAUUUCGGUUCUUUCUUUGGUCCAUCACAGCCAGUUAUAGCUCAAAGAGUAAUUCAAGAAAGCAAGGCCUUAUUAGAAAACCCUGAUUUGGCAGCUAAGGUCCUGAGGACCAGUAAUCCUAAUGGCAAGGUUCAGGGUUCGAACUCUGUUAGACCGAAGGCCAAUACCAGUGGCAGUGCACCAAUUGUUUCUGAUGUGGCAAAAGUGAAAAUCCAGGAGGUAAGGAACGCAAGGGAUUACUCAUUUUUAUUAUCUGAUGAUGCUAUCCCGCCUCCUGCUCCUCAAAAACCUUCUUUUCCCAAAAAGAUCUCUGCUCCUAGUCCUGAAUCACGCUCAGCACAACCUUUACCAAGGGAUAGGAAUCUCUCUAGCAGCAGCGUUGGGAGAAAACCUCCCAAUGGCCUUGAAGUGAGGAGGCCUCCAGUUCCAGGUGGCACACAAUUGAAACCUGAAGCUGGUUUACAUAAACCGGUCAGUGUCAGCAAACAGAAUCUUCCAGCAAGACAACCUAUUAAAAGCAAUGUCAAUGGUCGUGCUCAGCUGGUACAGAAAAACCUUCCUUCAAAGGCUUCAACGUCAGAUGUUAAGAGACCAUCGCCUAUCUUGCCCAGAUCAAAUCCUUUGAAACAGCAACAUACUGCCAAUUCAAAGCAAGCUUUGAUGCAGAAAAAGUCAUCUCAAGAAUCCAGCAAGUCUAAGAUGAUUCAGAAACCAUCAACUGGGGCAUCCUCAAGAUUCCCCCCUGUGGCAAUGCAGAAACACGCAGUGCCCUCCUCUAGACCUCAUGUGGUGAUGCAGAAGCGAGUGGUUCCGUCCUCUAAAUCUCAGAUGAAUCAGCCUGUUAUUAGAAAUCCAGACCGUCUCCCAACAAAAAGACCCGUAAGAGCUGAUGAUGAAUAUGAUGAUGGGUAUAGUAAAAACCGGGAGCGUCGCCCAGCAAAAAGACCCGUGAGAUGUGAUGAUGAAGAUGAUGAUGCUACCAACGCGAUUAUGCAGAUUAGGAACUUAUUUGGGUAUAAUCCCAACAAGUAUGUUGAUGAUGAUGAUGAUCGUAAUAUGUUGGCAACUUUUGAAGACAUAGAGGAGGAGGAAUGGCACAGUGCCAAGAUUGCCAGGCAGGAGGACGAGGAAGAACGCAUCAAGAUAGAAGAAGAGGAAAGAAGGGAACGGCUGAGAAAGGCCAAAAAACGCAAGAUCAUGGAACGGUAGUGAAGAGACACAAUCUUGCACGGGGCAGCUUCUUUACUCGAAAGAACUGUGCAUUGUAUCUCAGAUGUGCGCAGUUGUGCAGAGCAGGGGUUAGAAAUAGGGAGGAAAUGCUGCUGUUGUACAAUGCUUAAUGAAACACAUGAAGGCAGCAGAUUCUCCACAUAGGCUGUUGUGUACUUCCUUUAUUUAGUCAGGGGAAAUUCAAUUUAUUUUAUUUUGACGGCUUGCAAGUUGCAAGAUCCAUAAUACCGUCCCUUUCCCUCACUUUCCCUCAGGCUCGAAGGACUCUUGGCAACAUUUGUCUUUUUUCUUUGUAACAUGUUCCAAAACUUCUGUAUAGUAUUUGUGCCAGAAGAGAAAUUAAUUUCACUAUCAAUUAUGGUCCUAAUACAAUUAGGGAAAAAUAAAAAAUCUGUGCCAGAAGAGAAAUUAAUAAAUGCC
Messenger RNA from Cuscuta epithymum, 2267 nucleotides. Lineage: Eukaryota; Viridiplantae; Streptophyta; Magnoliopsida; Solanales; Convolvulaceae. The record is from the annotation of a GenBank genome assembly.